Molecule: messenger RNA, 945 nt
Organism: Microcebus murinus (gray mouse lemur)
Lineage: Eukaryota; Metazoa; Chordata; Mammalia; Primates; Cheirogaleidae
Product: olfactory receptor 5H2
Biological process (GO): G protein-coupled receptor signaling pathway
Cellular component (GO): membrane
Molecular function (GO): olfactory receptor activity; G protein-coupled receptor activity
Source: RefSeq, a predicted model, not a curated record
AUGUGCAGUGAGGACAUGAAAACGGAAAAUGCAACAGUGCUGACAGAGUUUGUUCUCACGGGACUUACAUAUCAAUCACAGUGGAAAAUCCCCCUCUUCCUGGCAUUCUUGGUGAUAUAUCUCAUCACCAUGGUGGGAAACCUUGGUCUGAUUACUCUCAUCAGGAAUGGCCCUCAUCUUCACAUCCCCAUGUACUUAUUCCUUGGGAGUUUAGCCUUUGUGGAUGCUUGGAUAUCCUCCACAGUGACCCCCAAGAUGCUGGUCAACUUCUUAGCCAAGAGUCAGAUAAUGACUCUAUCUGAAUGUUUGAUACAAUUUUUUUCCUUUGCAUUUGGUGGAACCACAGAAUGUUUCCUCUUGGCAGCAAUGGCGUAUGAUCGCUAUGUCGCCAUAUGCAAACCUUUACUCUAUCCAGUGAUUAUGACCAAUGAACUAUGCAUCCGGCUGUUAGUCUUGUCAUUUGUAGGUGGCUUUCUUCAUGCUUUAAUUCAUGAUGUUCUUAUAUUCAGAUUAACCUUCUGUAAUUCUAACAUAAUACAUCACUUUUACUGUGAUAUUAUCCCAUUGUUUAUGAUUUCUUGUACUGACCCUUCUAUUAAUUUUCUAAUGGUUUUUAUUUUGUCUGGUUCAAUACAAAUUUUCAGUAUUGUCACUAUUCUUAACUCUUAUACAUUUAUUCUCAUUACAAUCUUAAAAAAGAAGUCAGUCGAAGGCAUAAGGAAAGCCUUCUCCACCUGUGGAGCUCAUCUCUUAUCUGUGUCUUUAUACUAUGGCCCUCUUCUCUUCAUGUAUGUGCGACCUGCAUCUCCAGAAACAGAGGAUCAAGAUAUGAUGGACUCUCUGUUUUAUACUGUCAUAAUUCCUCUGUUAAAUCCAAUUAUCUACAGCCUGAGAAAUAAGCAAGUCAUAGAUUCACUGUCAAAAAUGUUAAAAAGAAAUAUUUAG